Messenger RNA from Oncorhynchus masou masou (cherry salmon), 2570 nucleotides. Its product is annotated as solute carrier family 23 member 1-like. The transcript is spliced from 14 exons. The coding region runs from base 110 to 2047 and encodes 645 amino acids. Lineage: Eukaryota; Metazoa; Chordata; Actinopteri; Salmoniformes; Salmonidae. Gene Ontology annotation, cellular component: membrane. Gene Ontology annotation, biological process: transmembrane transport. The record is from RefSeq and is a predicted model, not a curated record. Gene Ontology annotation, molecular function: transmembrane transporter activity.
UCCACUCCUGUAUAGGGCUGAGGUCACAAGUGUUGAGUUGAGAGAGCACAAAGAAAAGCAGCCUUACCCAACAAACCAUCACAAGGACCUGACAGCCCAGAGGAAGCAGAUGCAGCACACAGAGACACAACCAGACCACAAGAGUGAUGUCAUCCAGAGUCAGACAGAGGAACAGGAGCAGAGUGCUGAGGGGGGGAAACUGGCUGCCGAGCAGCAGAAGCAGCAGCCGGGCUUUGACAUGAUCUACACCAUAGAGGAUGUCCCGCCGUGGUACCUCUGCAUUCUACUGGGCCUCCAGCACUACCUGACGUGUUUUAGCGGGACCAUCGCUGUACCCUUCCUGCUAGCGGAGGCCAUGUGUGUGGGAAAGGACCAGAACACUGUCAGUCAGCUGGUGGGAACCAUCUUCACCUGCGUGGGAAUCACCACACUCAUUCAAACCACCUUUGGAGUCAGGUUACCUCUUUUCCAGGCCAGUGCUUUUGCUUUCCUCAUCCCUGCUCAAGCUAUCCUAGGGCUGGAUAGAUGGAAAUGUCCCCCUGAAGAGGAGAUUUAUGGGGACUGGAGUCUUCCUCUGAACACCUCCCACAUCUGGCACCCAAGGAUGAGAGAGAUCCAGGGUGCCAUCAUAGCAUCCAGUGCAGUGGAGGUGGUCAUCGGGCUGGUGGGUCUCCCUGGUCUCCUCCUGGACUACAUCGGGCCCCUGACCGUCACCCCCACCGUGUCCCUCAUCGGCCUGUCUGUCUUCCAGACAGCUGGGGACAGAGCCGGCUCUCACUGGGGCCUCUCAGCACUGUGCAUCUUCCUCAUCGUGCUAUUUGCUCAGUACCUGAGGAACUGGUCCUUCCCUUUCCUCACCUACAACAGGAAGAAAGGCUUCAGCAUCACCAGGUUCCAGAUCUUUAAGAUGUUCCCGAUUAUCAUGGCCAUCAUGUUGGUGUGGCUGCUGUGUUACAUCCUGACCCUGACUGACGUGUUGCCCAGUGACCCCAGCAAGUACGGACAGAAGGCACGCACUGAUGCGCGCGGUGACAUCAUGACCCUCUCCCCCUGGUUCCGCUUCCCCUACCCCUGUAAGAGGCCAGCCUUACAGCCAUUGUCUCACACUGGGGCAGUUUGGACGCCUGAGCUAGAGCAAGGGUCAAGUCAGUGGGGGUUGCCCACGGUGACCAUCGCCGGAGUGCUGGGCAUGUUCAGUGCCACACUAGCUGGCAUUAUAGAGUCUAUCGGGGACUAUUACGCCUGUGCUCGCCUCUCAGGGGCACCUCCGCCACCGGUCCAUGCCAUCAACAGGGGUAUUUUCACAGAGGGGGUGUGCUGUAUUAUAGCAGGACUACUGGGUACAGGAAAUGGCUCCACCUCCUCCAGUCCCAACAUUGGAGUUCUGGGAAUCACUAAGGUGGGCAGCAGGAGAGUGGUGCAAUAUGGUGCAGCCAUAAUGUUCCUGUUAGGAACAGUGGGGAAAUUCACUGCCCUCUUCGCAUCUCUGCCUGACCCCAUUCUAGGUGGCAUGUUCUGCACCUUGUUCGGUAUGAUCACGGCUGUGGGCUUGUCCAACCUGCAGAGCGUAGACCUCAACUCCUCUAGGAAUCUCUUUGUCCUCGGCUUCUCCAUGUUCUUCGGUCUCAUGCUGCCCAGCUACCUAGACUUGCACCCUGGCUGCAUCAAAACAGGAGUUGCAGAGGUGGAUCAAAUCCUCACAGUGCUCCUAACGACUGAGAUGUUUGUUGGAGGCUUCCUGGCGUUUGCCCUGGAUAACACCAUCCCAGGCACAAGGAAGGAGAGAGGGCUGUUGGACUGGAAGGCUGACGAGGGCAGUGGGGGAAGCUCCGCGAACAUACAUACUACUUAUGACUUUCCCAUUGGAAUGAGCUGCGUUAGGAAGAUCAGCUGCCUGCGCUAUCUCCCCAUCUGCCCCAGCUUCCAAGGCUUCAGGCAGCGCAGACGGAAGGACAGCAUGCAGGAAAACAACGAGGAUGAAUUAAGAGAGAGGACUGAGAGUGUACGCAUGGACACAACAAUUACCUUGGCCUGCACCAAAGUAUAGUAAAAGUUCAAUGAUUAAUCUUUUAGAUUAUUUUUAUACUGAGGUGUGAUUUUCACAGCUAUUUAUUGUUUUGGACACUUACAAAUGCACGAUGUUGCAAUGUUGUGACGGGAAUAUUAUUUACUAGAGCAUGUAACUCACCAUGUAUCUUGGAGGUUUGGUCUACCAUCUCUGUUUUCUUACUCACCACCACGUUUUAUAGCAUCUAUUAUUAGUCUACGCUGAAGAACACAGAGCCAUAUAUUCAGACACAUACUUGACCGUAUGCUUGUAUAUAGGCUGUACUGAAGAAGCAGAAACAACAUUAGCAGUGUUUUUUGUAUUUUAUUAAGUCUUUCUUGUGUACAAAAUGAACAAGUAAUGAUAGUGUCUCUCUCUUCUAAUGAUCUGAACUCAAUCGGAGGUAAAGCAAAACAGUUAUGAUAUAAAAUGAAAGUGUAAUAUAUUAAAACAUUCCUAUUUUUUGACUACGUUAAAUGUUUGUUUACAUUAUUAAGUGUUACAAUAAAAUGUUAAAACGAGA